This is a messenger RNA of Penaeus vannamei (Pacific white shrimp), 339 nucleotides long. The record is from RefSeq and is a predicted model, not a curated record. NCBI's taxonomy places the organism in Eukaryota, Metazoa, Arthropoda, Malacostraca, Decapoda, Penaeidae.
AUGGCUCUGAUAGGCUGGGGCAAGACGCAGACAGGGCAAUUAUCAGAUGAGCUUCGCGAACUCGGCAGGCUGGGCAUCGAAUCCUCUGUGUGUAAAAAGGUGUUUGGAUCUUACAUAACCGACCACCAUUUCUGCACCACUGGGACAGACGUCAAACACAUUUGCCUGGGUGACUCGGGGGGACCUGUGAUGACCGUGGAGAGGUCAAGGUUCUUCCUCACGGGCGUCAUCAGCUUCGUGGCCACCAAGAACUGCGACGGCGAGUACCCGGAUGGACACACCUCCGUCUCUCACUUCCUAGAUUGGAUUCAGGAAACCACGGGCCACACCAUCUACUAG